This is a messenger RNA of Megalopta genalis, 3249 nucleotides long. RefSeq names its product transmembrane 9 superfamily protein member 3 (gene TM9SF3). Gene Ontology annotation, cellular component: membrane. The record is from RefSeq and is a predicted model, not a curated record. NCBI's taxonomy places the organism in Eukaryota, Metazoa, Arthropoda, Insecta, Hymenoptera, Halictidae. Gene Ontology annotation, biological process: protein localization to membrane.
GGAAAACGUUCUUAAGAGCCUAGCGCGUAUUAGCGGUUACCUGCGAGUGUCAUCGUUGCAUUUUAAUACGUGUCCACUGAUGUCUGUCCGUCCGGUGUUUCUGCUACGUUAGUCGUAUUCUGUGAAUCUAUGGGAUGUUUUUAUUGUCAGAUAUCAUUGAAUUUCUAUCUGUAAUAGCAUAAGGCGCCUAGCGCGCCUUCCCGUCACGAUGAACAUGUGUCGGGCACGAUUGUUAUUCCACUUUGUGGCGCUUAGCCUACUCCCUUUUGCCCGUCCCGACGAGCACAAUCACAUCUACGAGGAUAACGAUGAAGUAGUCCUAUGGAUGAGUACAGUCGGACCAUAUCAUAACCGCCAAGAAACUUAUUCGUACUAUUCCUUACAUUUUUGUAAGGGCAUGAAAAAUGUCAUCAACCAUUACCACGAAACUUUUUCCGAGGCACUACAAGGCAUUGAACUUAAAUUUAGUGGCCUUGAGAUCGAAUUCAAAUCCGAUGUAGUUAAAACAGAGUACUGUCAGAUAAAAUUGAACGAGGAGAGCGAGAAAGCAUUCAUAUAUGCAGUCAAGAAUCAGUAUUGGUAUAAGAUGUACAUGGAUGACUUACCAAUCUGGGGAGUUGUUGGUGAUCCAGAAGAAAAUAAUGGAGAGGUAUCCUACCAUAUCUGGACACAUAAAAAGUUUGACAUAGGCUAUAAUGGAAAGCAAAUAGUCGAUGUAAAUUUAACCAGUGAAAAUAAAGUUAAGAUAGAACAGGGUGCAGCUAUCUCUUUCAGUUACGAAGUUAACUGGAAGAAGAGCAAUGUUAAAUUUGAAGAUAGAUUCGACAAGUACUUGGAUCCUAAUUUUUUCCAGCACAGGAUUCAUUGGUUCAGUAUUUUCAAUAGCUUUAUGAUGGUAAUCUUCCUAGUUGGGCUUGUGUCGAUGAUUCUAAUGCGUACAUUAAGGAAAGAUUACGCUAGGUAUAGUAGGGACGAAGAAAUGGAUGACAUGGAAAGAGAUCUGGGAGAUGAAUACGGUUGGAAACAGGUUCACGGGGAUGUAUUUAGACCAGCUAGUCAUGCCAUGCUUUUCUCUGCUUUGAUAGGCGCAGGCUAUCAGGUCACGGUUGUUGUACUUAGCGUUAUCAUUUUUGCUAUUCUUGGAGAGCUUUACACUGAAAGAGGAUCAAUGUUAUCUACAGCAAUUUUUGUAUACGCUGCUACAUCGCCCAUAAACGGAUAUGCCGGUGGCGGUUUGUACGCUCGCAUGGGUGGACGAAUUUGGAUCAAACAGAUGAUUCUCAGUGCCUUUAUGUUACCCCUUAUCGUUUGUGGCACUGCAUUCUUUAUCAAUUUUAUUGCCAUGUAUUAUCACGCCAGCCGCGCGAUACCUUUCGGAUCUAUGGUGGCAGUCACGUGUAUCUGCAUAUUUGUUAUAUUACCCCUAACGCUGGUUGGAACCAUCUUAGGCCGUAAUCUAGCUGGAACACCGGACGCGCCAUGUAGGAUCAACGCUGUGCCACGACCUAUUCCAGAAAAGAAAUGGUUUAUGGAACCGCUAGUUAUUAUAAUGCUUGGCGGUAUUUUACCUUUCGGAUCGAUAUUCAUUGAAAUGUAUUUCAUUUUUACCUCAUUCUGGGCAUAUAAAAUCUAUUAUGUCUAUGGUUUUAUGUUACUAGUAUUCGUUAUUCUAAUGAUAGUAACCGUCUGUGUUACUAUUGUAUGUACAUACUUCCUGCUGAACGCUGAAGACUAUCGAUGGCAGUGGACAAGUUUCUUAGCUGCAGCUUCGACUGCUGGAUAUGUCUACAUUUACUCCUUUUAUUAUUUCUUCUUCAAGACUAAAAUGUACGGUCUUUUCCAGACGGCAUUUUACUUCGGUUACAUGGCAUUAUUCAGUCUUGCCUUGGGUAUAAUGUGCGGAACAGUCGGCUAUGUCGGUACUAAUGCAUUUGUACGAAAAAUUUAUUCCACUGUGAAGAUAGACUAAAGCACAAUUUUAGUGUAAAACGUCUAUAUCGUGGGAUUAAACAAAUAAGAGCGUACAGAGUGAUGCCUGCUGCUCUUCACAAAGUAGGACUCUUCUUCCCUUGAUACUUUUAAUUAUUUACUAUUUAAUAAUCACGCGCAAACGCGGCUCUUAAAUGAAAAUUUUAUCAACGAUUAUUAAUAUUACAUUAAAAUUAACAAAGCGAAUAAGAAACGUUUUUGUUCGUCAAAUCGUCAAGUAUUUUUCUGAACCAUUGCAAUAUCUCACUUUCUCUCUCUCUCUCUUUCUAUUUUAAUUUAUUCGUUCAGCACGCGUGUCCAAAGUCGAGUCCUGCGAUGGCUUGCACGCCAUCCUUGAAAACGAACUGUUCGCCAAUUAUUAUUCAGUCAUAUAUUGCUCGUCCCAUGAGUCACAAAUUCGUACUAUAUAAAAGUCAGAUUUCAAUUACGCAAGUCUAGAUUCACUAUUUUACUUAAAGCCACCGACUACGUAACAUUGCUCAAUGCUGCUGGAUAUUACUUUUGUGCGCAUCAAUUCGUACAUUGAGAUGAAAACCUGGAACUGUGCGAGCAUAGAAACGCGAACGUCUAAUCCUUUUUGCAAAUAUAUAUUAACAUUCCGCAGCGCCAGCGAAUGUCAAUGAUUCAUUGCAAUUUUGGAAACGCGAACAAACCUGGAACGUACGUGAUUUAAAACGAACGGUCUUGAAACGGAGAAGAAAGUUUAUAUAUUCAGGAGGCGAAAUAAUGUUUCAGUUGUUUCAAUUAGGACAGUGCCUCUCUCCAUUGUGUGACUCUAGACUGGAGACUUUAGUCAUAUGAAGAACAAUGCUCGAUUACCGACGAUUCAACUAACGUUAAUUUAAUAGAUAAGCUAGGUGUUAGAACGUGAAAUAAGAACGUGAACAUAAAGAAAAUUUUUUACCAUUGGCUUCAUACUGUACGCCACCACCGACACGUUCUCAUUGUGUGGAUUUCUUUCGUUACGAAUUGUGAGUGCAUCGGUAAAAUGUUGCGAGCCUAUUAAACAAAAGUGACAGGACGAUCCUUUCAAUUGCGAUCCUCUUCGUUGCGGAUUAAACUAUUUAAACACGCGAUCAACCGCUGCUAACAUGGUUAUAUCGAUAAGAAGAAGGGGAUUGGGAUUUUGAAAAUCACGGUGAAUGUGCUUGACCCUAACCGGUACUGUCGAAUGACGAAUAUCAGUGAAAACAUUCGAAUGAAUAUACGGUUUGUUGUUAGUCGUAGCAGUUCUAAGAAAUAUAAAAUUUCUACAUACAA